Molecule: messenger RNA, 3842 nt
Organism: Pleuronectes platessa (European plaice)
Lineage: Eukaryota; Metazoa; Chordata; Actinopteri; Pleuronectiformes; Pleuronectidae
Gene: stk36
Product: serine/threonine kinase 36 (fused homolog, Drosophila)
Exons: 20
Coding region: 349-3303 (984 amino acids)
Biological process (GO): protein phosphorylation
Cellular component (GO): cytoplasm
Molecular function (GO): ATP binding; protein kinase activity
Source: RefSeq, a predicted model, not a curated record
UCUCUGUGUCGGCUGGCUUGACCGCAGUCUGUCAGUUGCCACAGCAGAUCCCGUCCUGAGAGAAACAGUUAGGCCUGAGUCAACUGAAUAAACCACAAACAGCUUCAGUUGCUCUGAGACAGUGUAGCGGCAGUGACAAACACAACAGUCGCAGCUGCCUCCAUCAGUGUGGCAACCGUGGCAGAUGCCAAACAGUGGAGCGACAACGGCCGCUUCCUUCCAACAGCGUGGCACCUACCAGAGGCGGCUGACUUUACAUAUCAGUGUCAGUUUGUGUUGACACAGGAAGCGUCUCUACGGGUUACCGUGGCCAUCAUUUGAGUUUGCCCUAACUGACAAUUCGUCGACAUGAACUCGUACCGCGUCCAGGAGCUGGUGGGUGAAGGCUCGUUUGGUCGAGUUUACAAAGGGAGGAAUACAUGCACGGGUCAGGUGGUGGCCCUGAAGUUCAUCCCGAAGGUGGGUCGAUCCGAGAAGGAGCUGCGGAGCCUGAGGAGAGAGAUCGAGAUCAUGGCAGAUCUUCAGCACCCACACAUCGUCCAGUUCUUCGACAGCUUCGACACGGAAACUGACGUUGUGGUUGUGACUGAGUAUGCAGAGGGGCAGUUGUUCCAGAUUCUUCAGGAUGAGCGGAACUUCCCGGAGAGCCAGGUGCGUGAGAUCGCCUGCCAGCUGGUCUCAGCCCUGUAUUAUUUACACUCCCAUCGCAUUCUUCACCGUGACAUGAAACCACAAAACAUACUCUUGGGGAGAGGUGGGGUGGUGAAACUCUGUGACUUUGGGUUUGCCAGGUCGAUGAGCACCUCCACCUUGGUGCUAACUUCUAUCAAGGGAACCCCACUGUACAUGUCUCCUGAGCUGGUGGAUGAGAAGCCAUAUGACCACACGUCUGACCUCUGGUCUUUGGGCUGCAUUCUCUACGAGCUCCACACAGGCACACCACCGUUCUACAGCAAUUCCCUCUUCCACCUGGUGCAGCUUAUCGUGAGAGAGCAAGUCAAAUGGCCAGACACGAUGAGCGGGCCCUGCACGAGUUUUCUGAAAGGUUUGUUGACCAAAGACCCUGAGAAGCGGUUGUCAUGGCCAGAUCUCCUGCACCAUCCCUUUGUUGCUGACUGUGUUCUAGUGUUGGCAGAAACAAACGUUAUCAGCCCUCUGACCAUCCCACCCAGCCCUGACAUGAUGGCACUUAAACUUCAGCAAGUGGCAGCGAAGACUGUACGGACCCCUGGACGUAGUAGAUUACUGCGAAAUGACUCGGAGCAGAGGGACAACAGUGGCCGAGAGAAACCAGUAGAUUGUGGUAAAGCUAAAGUUACAAAGCAUGGAGUGGGAAAUAUAAGGGUCGACCCGGCAAAAGCGACAAAGCUCCGCAGAGCCACGCCCCUCCCCAGUGAUGGUUCUGUAACCUCAGGUGAUUCUGUCAGAGCUAAAUCCGGAGCUGCCAAUCAAGUCCUCAACCCAAAGACUCAUGCCUGUGUGAGAUCAAAACCCAGGGGUCAGAUCAGCAUAGACUACGAAAAGGAAUUUCUGUCUGUGAAGGUCGGCCCACAACUGCUGAGUAGACGCAAUGUCAACAAACAGACCAGUCAUAACCAGCAGAAUGCGGACAGUGUGGAGUACUGGGAAAAACUGGCCCAAGAAUCUGAGCAGAGCAAGCAGCAGAGAGAGCAGUUUAACUACAAACCCAUUAUACCUCAACUUAGAGCCAAGAUUCUGUUUUUUAAAAUUCAGUUAACAGGUGGCGCUGUUGAAGACGCAUGGCAGAUUCACCAUCCGCUGAAGGUCUUGCGCAACCUGCUACAGACCCCUGACCUUAAGGAGUCCAACUACAUUGGCCAGGAACUGGGACUACCCCAUGUCCUCUUGGACGUUGUCCACGUUACUGUAGAAAACCCCGACUACAUCCCGCGACCGUGGAGUGUGUCAGCACUUGGAGAAAUGAUUGCAGUCAUCAUGAUCUACUGGGAUAAACACCCCGACUCGAUAGAAGAAGAUCACAGACUGGAAGAGUUCACCAAGCCCUUUCUCGCAAUUCUUAGUCAACCACACUUCUUCCCUUUGUCACCUUUGGCUGCGUCUGUUUUGUGUCUGUUUACACAACAUAACGUCGAUGUCAAAGCUGAUGUGAACAGUCUAACCUCCCUGCUACAAAACCUGCUUUCGGACUCAUAUGAGUGCUUCCCUCUCCUCGUGUCUCGUCAGCCGCUGCUUCCUCUUCCCUCUGGCUGGGGCCUUUGUGAUGGUCUGCUGUCUCUACUCCUACACACACUCUCUGAGCAUGAAAAUGGCUCUGGAUCUUCAAGUUUAGAUCCAGUUGUGUUUCUGGAUUUGUGGAAAAAAAUUGGAACUUCACUAGCACAGACAACAGCAGUCACAGACUUCUGUUCGGCAAAUGGGCUGUUUUCCUUUCUGUCUACUGCUUUCUUCCUCUUCACCGGGGAUCCACACUCGUGCAUCCCUCUGUUUUCUGAGAGGGGAUCGAGAUGCGUAUACACUCUAGGUCGGAUGCUGGGCACUGACUGUCUUCAUUUGUUUGCUGAAGAUUGCAGUCCCAGGAGAUUGGAUCUGAGUCGCCACAGCAUGACCACAUUGAGCUGCCACUUGCUGUGUUUUCCAUUUGCCCUGGACCUGCCUUCACACACUAUGUCCAACAUACUCCAGCUGUAUGACAGUUGUGGUAUUGUCGAAAGCCUGACGCAGGUUAUUCAAACUCUUCCUCCUCUGCUGUUGGAGCUGCCUCUCUCCCUGCUGAGCCGUUUGCUCCUGUGUGACCCAGAGCGCUCUGUCCCCCGCCUCAGUAAAGCCGCCUGUGGUCUGUUCUCACCACCCAGGGACCGACAGCUCACUGCCUCCAAACACCAGACUCUGUUAACCCGAACUGCCAGUUCUCUGCUCUUUGACUUGCUGCAGCAGGAUGAGCUGUGGGACUCUGCAGUGGAGCUCUUAACUCUUCUGUCCCAAGUAGCCCGUUGUUCGGCUCGGCCUGCCAGCCUUCAGCUUCACCUGGACGCCUCGGUGCUGCACCAGGCGCUGGCUCACCCUCAUGAUGGCGUCAGGGCCACCACGUGCAUACUCUUGGGCAAUCUGGAUCCGUUCAGGCCUAAUACCCUGCCGCCUGACAUUUUCCAAAGCAUGAUUGGCUGUCUUGAUGAUUCCUGCUUGUCUGUGCAGCGAACAGCUUGUAGGACAGUGGGCAACUGGAUGGGAUGUAUUGCAGCAAGGCCAGGGUUUAAAAUGGACAUGGACAACAAGGUGGGGCGACGAGAAGAAACAAAGCAGAAACAAAUAUUCAGACAGUGAGCCAGCAGGAGAUCUGGAAACGGACGAUAAGGAGGGGGGAGGUCGGGCGUCAGUGUAUCAUCACUGACACUGAUUCCCUCACACGGCUCCACUGUUGCGUGGCCCUGGGAAACCUGCUAAAUGUUGACGGCGCUGUGUCCUUGUUAAAGAAAGACGUGUCCAGUUUACAUCUGAGAGCUUCAUGCACGGAUUCCCAUAAUGCAGUGACAUGAGCUGCCAUAGCAACCCUGUGCCUUUACAGCGAGCAGAACACAAUCCGUCAGGUCCUGCUGUCCCUCGAUGCCGGUGAGAAACACCUAUCAGCAGUUCAUUGGACAGCUGUGAUUCAAUCCGCUUCAUGAAUGAUGGCAGGGUGGUAAAAAAACACCCUCACUUCUUACUUUACAGCAGCCCGUGACUUCCUCCUGUCUCAGAAUGAUGUGGAUGAGGAUAACAGACAAAAAUUUGUUAUGUUUUGUCAUUUUUCUUUAGUGUCUUAUUUUAUUUAAAAAAUAUAUAUAGUUUCGAGUUUAAAUGAUGCGAAUAAAAACUAAACUUGU